Messenger RNA from Eupeodes corollae, 2173 nucleotides. RefSeq names its product moesin/ezrin/radixin homolog 2 (gene Mer). Lineage: Eukaryota; Metazoa; Arthropoda; Insecta; Diptera; Syrphidae. Gene Ontology annotation, biological process: regulation of gliogenesis; regulation of cell shape; positive regulation of protein localization to early endosome. Gene Ontology annotation, cellular component: apical part of cell; cytoskeleton; plasma membrane. The transcript has 6 exons. Gene Ontology annotation, molecular function: cell adhesion molecule binding; actin binding. The record is from RefSeq and is a predicted model, not a curated record. The coding region runs from base 228 to 1997 and encodes 589 amino acids.
UGAGACUUUAAUUGGAUAUUUUUCAUAGACCACAGAGCAAGAGUGUUUAUUUUUACAAAUUAAUACACAGUGAGUGAUCCUUCUGUAGCUGAAAGCAGAAAGAAAAAACUACUAUACCUCGCCAAAUCGAUUGCCCAAGACGAAUUCUCGAAAUUUUGCAACAUUAAUUUACAAAAAUUGAGUGCAUCAAAGAAUAUGUGUCAAGAUAUCCACAUAAAACCAACCAGAUGAGUCCGUUUCGAUCGAAAAAAGUCAAAUCAUUCCCCGUAAAAGUUAUCACUUUUGAGUCCGAGCUAGAGUUCAAUCUUGAGUACAAAGCAACUGGACAGGAUUUGUUUGAUUUGGUUUGUCGAACAAUAGGCUUGCGGGAGAGCUGGUACUUUGGCUUGCAGUAUGAAGACGUUCGUGGGAAGGUUUCGUGGCUCAAAAUGGACAAAAAGGUCAAGGAUCAGAAGAUCAAUCUGAGCGGUGGAAAUUGUGUGUUCAAUUUCUAUGCGAAAUACUUUCCGGAGAAUGUGAGCGAGGAACUUGUUCAGGAAAUAACUCAGCACUUGUUCUUUUUGCAAGUCAAACAAAGUAUUUUGUCAAUGGAUAUCUAUUGUCCACCGGAGGCUUCUGUGUUGUUGGCUUCGUAUGCGGUGCACGUUCAAUACGGGCCAUACGACUAUGAGACCUACAAGGAAGGAAUGUUGGCUGAUAUUGAUCUAUUGCCUCGACGAGUAGUUGAUCAAUAUCAGAUGACACCUCAAAUGUGGGAGGAGCGUAUUAAAACAUGGUACAUGGAUCAUGAACCUAUGACAAGAGAUGAAGUCGAAAUGGAGUAUUUAAAAAUCGCACAAGACUUAGAUAUGUAUGGAGUAAAUUACUUCCCAAUAACGAAUAAAAAUAAAACGAAACUGUGGCUUGGUGUUACUGCAAUGGGCCUCAACAUUUACGACGAACUUAACAAACUAACGCCGAAAACUAUGUUUCAGUGGUCUGAAAUACGAAACGUUAGUUUUGACGAUAAGAAAUUCACAAUCAAGCUAGUAGACACAAAAGCCUCAAAUUUUGUCUUCCUAUCACAAGAUCUUCACAUAAACAAAUUAAUACUCGAUCUCUGUAUGGGUAAUCAUGACCUUUACAUGAGAAGACGAAAGCAGGACACAAUGGAAAUACAACAGAUGAAAGCACAAGCCAAGGAAGAGAAACAACGGCGACAGAUCGAGCGCACUAAGUUCUUAAGAGAGAAAAACUUAAGGGAAAAAGCCGAAAUGGAGAGAAUCGAUAUGGAAAAGCGUUUAGAUCAACUGAGAGCCGAUAUGAUGGCGGCCAGUGAUGCCCUACGUCUCUCAGAAGAAACAAAGGAUUUGUACUUUGAAAAAAAUCGCAUCAACGAAGAACAAGUUCAACUUACCGAAUGCAAGGCAAAUCGAUUCAAAAUUGAAAUGGAUCGCCUUCGAGAAAGUCAUUUAAAGACUGAAAAUGAAAAGGCGGAGCUGGAGAAAAAAAUUCGUGACGUCGACUAUUAUGUCCAGCAAUUAACUCUCGAAAAAGAAAGCAGAACCGCCGAAGCAGAAAAACUAAAACGAGAAUUAAAAUCUGCCAGGCUGGCCGAGCGUGAAGCAAAUGCCAAAUUAUUAAGUUUCUUAAACCGCAACGUACAAUACUCCAUAGAGCCAUCAAUUAUAUCGGGUUCGAGUCGAUCUGAAUCAUUGCCAUCGGAAAUGUCCGAAACAGUUUCUAAAGACUUUUACAUAUCAGAAAAGGAAAUGGAGCAAAUUUCGAAUGAAAUCGAAAAGAGUCGACUUGAAUAUUUGGAAAAGUCAAAAGUGAUGCAAUGCCAAUUGAGAACUCUACGCUCAGAAAUAGAACUGCUCAAAAUCGACGACAAUCAAUGCCCUUUGGAUAUUAUAAGUGCCGAACAACUUAAGUCCGGCGAAACCAAAUAUUCCACAUUGAAAAAACUUAAAUCGGGUUCAACGAAAGCGAGAGUGGCGUUCUUUGAGGAGCUUUGAUAAACAUUACAUUUUCGAUUUCAUUUGGGGGAUAAUAUUUUCCAAGAUUAUUUAUAAAGCAUAACGGGUGUGCUUGGGAAAUAUUCGUAUUUCAUGUAUAUAGUUAAGGAUUUUUUUUUAAAUAAACUUCAUCGUUAUUUUUAAACUAACAAAAAAUAACAUAAUUCUAAAAUAUA